Molecule: messenger RNA, 3106 nt
Organism: Cuscuta epithymum
Lineage: Eukaryota; Viridiplantae; Streptophyta; Magnoliopsida; Solanales; Convolvulaceae
Source: the annotation of a GenBank genome assembly
ACUUGAACCAAACGGUCAUUAUGUACAUUUCUGUCAAUUGCCGGGAAUAACCCCUCAUAACGGCACUCAUGAUCGUUUUUAAUCUCAAAUGAUGAGGUCGAAAUUAAUAAGAAGUAAAUAUGUGACCUAAAUCACUUCUCUUAUUGAAAGUCCGAAUAGAGUAACUCACUUUAUUUUCUCCUUGUUAUCUAGUAUGGAGUAUAUUUCAAAAUAGAAAUUUAAAGUAGUGCUUAUUUUUAACGUGAAAGUUAUGCACAAUUAAAUGUACUAUUAAGUGAAGUACAAUUUAUAUUACAAUAUUGAACUAAUAUUUGUUCAUUUUAUCUUCGCGAAGAUAUGGAGUUAACUAAAAUUUCUCCAAGUGGCUCUGAACAAUGUCUAAUAGACAGUGCCACAACGCACACCAUUUUGAGACAUAGAGAUUAUUUUUCUCAUAUGACAUUAGUUGAUGCUAAUGUCAAUACAAUCUCAGGUGUUGCUAAACUCAUUGAAGGUUCCGGAAUAGCCUAUGUGAUUCUCCCAAAAGGGACAAAAUUAAUAAUUAAAGACGCUUUAUACUCCAGUAAAUCACGGAGAAAUCUUUUGAGCUUUAAAGAUUUGCGUCUAAAUGGUUUUCAUAUUGAAACCAUGUCUGAAAAUCAGAAGGAAUAUUUAUGUCUAACGACAAAUAGAUCUGGCAAUAAAUACAUUUCUGAAAAAAUGCCAGCAUAUUCCUCGGGACUGUAUUAUACAUAUAUCAGUCCAAUUGAGAUAAAUGUGGUAUCUAAAAUUUAUGACCACAAUUCUUUUAUCUUGUGGCAUGACCGUUUAGGUCAUCCGGGCAACACUAUGAUGCACAAAAUUAUUGAAAAUUCACUUGGACAUUCAUUAACUAAUGUCAAGAUUCCACAAUCAAGUGAUUUUUCGUGCACUGCCUGCUCUCUUGGCAAAUUAAUUAUCAGGCCAUCUUUAUACAAAAUUGGAGUUGAAUCUCCUGCAUUUUUAGAAAGAAUUCAAGGAGAUAUUUGUGGGCCAAUUACCCCUCCGUGUGGACCGUUUCGAUAUUUUAUGGUGCUCAUUGAUGCAUCAACACGUUGGUCACAUGUCAGUCUUUUAUCGACUAGAAAUUUUGCAUUUGCAAAUCUCCUUGCUCAAAUUAUUCGUUUGAGAUCACAAUUUCUGGAUUAUUCGAUAAAGAAAAUCCGACUUGAUAAUGCAGGAGAAUUUACAUCCCAAUCUUUUGAUGACUAUUGUAUGUCAAUUGGGAUUGAUGUGGAACACCCAGUUCCACAUGUACAUACACAAAAUGGUCUUGCUGAAUCCUUAAUUAAGCGAUUACAAUUAAUUGCUAGACCAUUAUUAAUAAAAUUCAGAUUACCAUCAUCUGCAUGGGGAUAUGCUAUAAUGCAUGCUGCAAAUUUAAUUCAGCUUAGGCCAACUGCAUAUCAUAAAUUUUCCCCAUUGCAAUUAAUAUCUGGUAAAGAACCAAAUAUAUCACACAUAAAAAUAUUGGUUGUUCUGUGUAUGUACCAAUUGCUCCACCUUAUCGUACUAAAAUGGGUCCUCAAAGAAGGCUGAGAAUUUAUGUUGGUUUUAAAUCACCCUCAAUUAUUAAUUAUCUAAAACCUAUGACCGGUGACUUAUUCACCGCGCGGUUCGAUGACUGUCAUUUUGAUGAGACAAUAUUCCCAGCCUUAGGGGGAGAUAUUAAAGAAAUGGACCCACGUACGAAAGAUAUUACUUGGAAUGCAACAAAUUUAUCUUUUCUUGAUUCUCGCACAAAUGCUUGUGAACAAGAAAUUCAAAAGAUUAUUCAUUUACAAAAUGUUGCAAACCAAUUGCCUGAUGCUUUCACAGACUCAAAGAAAGUGACAAUGUCACAUGUUCCAGCUAUGAAUGCUCCUUCUCGAAUAGAAAUUCCUGCGGAGAUUAGCGAAAGAACUCUUGCUAAUGAAUCUAUGAUACGUAAAAAAACGUGGUAGACCACUUGGUUCAAGAGAUUUGAAACCAAGAAAAUUUAAACAGCAAGUUGUAGUUUGUGAUGCCAAAGAAGUUCAACCUUCUCAAGAAGAAAAUGAACAUUUUGAAAAUAUCGGCCUUGAAGAUAACAUCAAUAAUAAUGAUACCUCAAAAGAGGAUCCAAUCACCUUCGAAGAGGUAAAUAUUCCAGAUAAAGAUAGAAACGUCGAUAAUUUCGAAAUUUCAAUUAAUUACGUUUCUAAUGGAAUAGAAAUGAUAUUGAUGUCAAUGAUAUAUUUUCAUAUGCCAUUGCCACAAAUAUAAUGAAUGAACACGAUGACAAUGAGCCUAAAUCUAUUGACGAAUGUCGUCGUAGAAAUGAUUGGCCAAAAUGGAAUUAAGCAAUUCAGGUAGAAUUAAAAUCGCUAGAAAAGCGUAAUGUUUUUGGACCAAUUGUCCAUACGCCAAAAGGCGUAAAACCUGUCGGUUUUAAAUGGGUUUUUGUGCGUAAACGCAACGAGAAAAAUGAAAUCGUUAGAUACAAAGCCCGACUUGUUGCCCAAGGUUUUUCUCAAAUGCCAGGAAUCGAUUAUGAUGAGACGUAUUCUCCAGUAGUUGAUGCUACAACUUUAAGAUUUUUAAUUGGCAUGUCUGUUUUUGAAAGGCUGCAAAUGCGUCUAAUGGAUGUAGUGACCGCAUAUUUAUACAGUUCACUCGACACAGACAUAUAUGAGAAUUCCUGAAGGCUUUAAAAUACCUGAUGCUUAUAGCUCGAAAUCUCGAGAUUUAUUUUCUAUAAAAUUGCAAAAGUCAUUAUAUGGAUUAAAACAAUCUGGACACAUGUGGUGGUAUAACCGUCUCAGUGAAUAUUUGAUUAAAGAAGGAUAUAAAAAUGAUCCUAUUAGUCCAUGUGUUUUCAUUCAGCGAUCCGAAUCAGGAUUCGGCAUGAUUGCAGUAUAUUUUGAUUAUUUAAUCAUUAUUGAAACUCCCAUUGAAAUUGAAAAUACUGCAAAAUAUCUCAUGAAAGAAUUUGAAAUGAAAGGUAUUGGGAGGACAAAUUUUUUUCUCGUCAUUCAAAUUGAACAUUUGAGAAAUGGUAUUUUUAUUCAUCAAUCAAAAUAUACCAAGAAACUUUUGAAGCGGUUUUACAUGAAUAAACCACACUCGC